CGGGGGUUUCCGGUGAUGCGCGUGAGUGUGUGCGUCAAAUUCAGCGUUUAAAUCAAGCGGAAUAAAGGCGGAUUAAACCGGAGGAGAUGGAGAGGCGCGAGCUGUUAGAGGAGCGCUUUAACCGGUCUCUAAAUAUAAAUGAUGCAGACAAUGACGAUAAAUACGAGAGGCUCAGACAGCAGGGGAAGGAGGCCGCUCAGCGUGGUGACUUUGAGAUGUCCCUGCGGUGUUUCCGGGAGGUGUUCGCUAUACGGCCGAGCGACAGGAUACGGAGUCGAAUCGAGCUCCUGGAGGAGGCCAUAAAAAAGCAGGAAGAGGACGAAGACGAGUUUGUUGACGUUCUUGCCAGCGGGUUAAUGAUGUACAAAGGAAUUUACGAUCAGCUGUACGAGCACCAGAAAGAGGGCGUGGCCUUCCUCUACAGCUUGCACAAGGACGGGCGGGUCGGUGGCAUCCUGGCCGACGACAUGGGCCUGGGCAAGACGGUGCAGAUCAUCGGCUUCCUGUCGGCCAUGUACGACGCCGAACUGGCCAAUCACACGCUACUGGUCAUGCCCACCUCCCUCAUCAAGAAUUGGCUGAGCGAGUUCAAGCGCUGGACCCCCGGCCUACGCGUGAAAGAGUUUCACGGCAACAGCAAAUCGGAGCGCACCCGGAACCUGGAGCGUGUUCAGCGAGGGGGAGGAGCCAUCAUCACCACCUACCAGAUGUUGAUCAACAACUGGCAGCAGCUGGCAUCAUUCGGAGGGCAAGAGUUCUUUUGGGAUUACAUAAUCCUCGACGAGGCACACAAGAUCAAAAGCUCAUCGACCAAGUCGGCGAAGAGCGUAAGCGCGAUCCCGGCGCGGCACCGGAUCUUGCUCACCGGCACGCCCGUCCAAAACAACCUGAGGGAGAUGUGGGCACUGUUCGACUUUGCCUGCAAGGGGGCGUUGCUGGGCAGCGCCAAGACGUUUAAAACAGAGUACGAGAACCCGAUCACCCGGGCGAGGGAGAAAGACGCCACACCCGGGGAGAAAGCGCUCGGGCUGAAGAUCUCGCAGAACCUGACCGAGCUCAUCAGACCCUACUUUCUGCGCAGAACUAAAGCCGAGGUACAGAACAGGAAGCAGCUCGCGCACAGGGAUAAAGAAAAGGCUCAGGAUCAGGAUGUGUGGAAUCAGCAGAGCGCCGUGGUGAAACAGAUCCCGUCUCUAACCCGUAAGACAGAUCUGAUCGUGUGGACUUACCUGAGUGUGGUUCAGGAGGACAUCUACAGGCAGUUCAUUUCUCUGGACCACAUCAAACAGCUGCUGACCACCACGCGCUCGCCGCUAGCUGAGCUCACCGUCAUCAAAAAGCUCUGCGACCACCCCAGGCUGCUGUCCGUCCGCGCCGUCACCCAGCUCGGACUCGGGGCGGGGCCGAAGGACUUCCAGGACGACGACGGCCAAUCGGCUGUCAGCAGCAUCGUGGCCGUCUCCGACGAGACGCUUAUCGGCGAGUCGGGAAAGCUUUGCUUCCUGGUGAGGCUGUUGGAGAAACUGAGGGACGAGGGCAAGCGCACACUAGUCUUCUCCCAGUCCAGGAAGAUGCUGGACAUCAUUGAGCACGUGCUGACCAACAGAAAGUUCUGCCUGCUGCGCGUGGACGGGACCAUCACCCAGCUUGCAGAAAGGGAGAGGCGCAUCACGCUGUUUCAGACGGAAGACCGCUACUCCGUCUUCCUGUUGACCACACAGGUGGGUGGAGUCGGUCUCACCCUCACCGCCGCCAACAGGGUGGUGAUCUUUGAUCCCAGCUGGAACCCCGCUACUGACGCGCAGGCAGUGGACAGAGCGUACCGCAUCGGCCAGACGCACGACGUCAUCAUUUACAGACUCAUCACCUGUGGGACUGUGGAGGAGAAGAUCUACAGACGACAGGUAUUUAAGGACUCUCUGAUCCGCCAGACAACAGGUGAUAAGAAGAACCCGUUUAGGUACUUCUCCAAGCAGGAGCUGAAGGAGCUUUUUACGCUGGAGGAUACGCAGUCCUCCUCCACUCAGCUGCAGCUGCAGUCGCUCCACUCGUCCACGUGCCGCGCUGACCCCGAGCUGGAGUGCCACGUCUCUGCUCUGAAGGCCAUGAACGUGUUUGGCGUGUCUCACCACGACCUGCUGUUCUCUAACGAGGAGGAUGAGGACACGCUCCACGACGAGGAGACUCACUACAUCGACCAGCGUGUGCAAAAAGCGCAGGAGCUCGUCCAGGCCGAGUCGCAGCUGCACAGCCUCACGAUGGACAGCGUCGGCCAGAACACAGAACCUGCCUGGCUCCGGUUGUCACGGCAAAACACAGCCAUCGUUGUUGACAGCAAAAGCCCGCCCUCCCACCAUAACCCCGGGCCGUCCGCGGUGGUGGAUCUUACCCAGUCGGAUGAGCUGGAAAUGAUAAGCGGAGAUGGAGGGAUGGAGGUGAAGGACGAGGGUGUGAUCGAUUUGUCCACGCAGGUGACAGAGGACUGUUCUGUCGGACGGGUGUGUGAGAGCAUAAACGAGGAGCAGAGUGUAAUCAUAAAGGAGAAAUCUGAUCUCACACACUCUUUUUCAGAUCAGAACUCCGUGUAUGUCUCCCCCUUAAAACGCUCAGACUCACCUCUGCAGGAGACGGAGUCAAAGAUAAAUAAAGUCUUCUCAGAGAUGGAGCUAGGGUCCCCCGCAGUCUGCGUCCAAAAGGAUUCGGACACGUCCGAAGCACUGGAGGGGGCGGGGUUGGAGUCAGCGCCAGGAGACGAGGCAGACUUGUCUAAUUCUAGGGCGUUAGUGGAGUCCGACUCCAGAGUUCUAACUGGAGCGGAGUCUUUCCAAGGAAACUUUAACCUGCAGCUGGAGGACAGUGCAGAGCUGCUGUCGGAUGACAAGCAGGAGGAGGCGGAGCAGAACGAGGAGGAGCUAAGCACAGGGGGUGAGGACUUCCAGCUGCAGAUGGAUGACAGCAGGGAGAAUUUGGACGAGAGUAACUGCGACAGUGUAAGGCAGAAGACUGGAGUUUUCACGCCAGGAGACGAGUCACUUCUGUGGCCCACCAAGAAGAAGAAGCUGCGCGUCAUCUACGAUAGUGAAGAGGAGGGGCAUGAGAAAGAGGAAGUGGAAAACCCGGUUUUGGCCAGCAGUCCGUUAGCCUGCAGCUUCAUCGGCCUCGGGUGUUCCACUCCUAGAUCUGUGCUGAGUAACGGAACCAAGCAUAGGCGCAGCAUGAACGUAUCGAUCGCAUCACGGCGCUCGCUGGUGGAGUCACUGCUGCACGAUAUGGAGGAAGAGGAGGAGGAGCUAGAGCAGAGGGAGAAGUUUAAAGAGGAGGAGCCAGAAGAGGAAGGGCAGGUGGAAAAGUCAGUGAAAGGUGAGGGGUCAGUUAAUGGGGAGGAGUCUAUAUAUGGGGAGGAGUCUAUAUAUGGGGAGGAAUCUGUGGGGGCGGAGGAGUCAGUGGAGCAACAUAGCUCUAAAAGGGUAGGGUUUAACCAAGCAUCUGAAGCUAGCAGAACAUGCUCUGAUGAAUCAGUGUUGGAGGAGGCGGAGCCAAGUGGAGAAACACUUAAUUCAGAAUACUUGAGUGAGUCUGAGGAGGCAGAGGAGGCGUGUGAGGAGGAGGAGGCGUGUGAGGAGGAAGGGGAGACGUGUGAGGAGGAAGAAAGUAAUGGAGCAAAGGAUUUCACUGAUGAAUCGUCUGAUGUUGAACUGGCCUCCAGUGAAGUUUUGGAUCAGUGUGCGCCCACUGAAGGUCAAAGUCUGACCCCUGAUAAUGACAAACCUCCAAAGGAAACCUUCAACUCACUGGUGCAUUCUGGGAAACGCUGUUUGGCUGAAGGGAGGAAACAGGAAGCAUUGGAGUUUUUUCUGAAAGCCAUUGACAUCAACACUGGAGACACCGAGAUACAACUGCUUAUUAUCCAACUGUACAGACACCUGAGUCACUGACUGACACACACACAUAUACAUACAUACACAGACACGUAUACCUACAGACACUAGACACACACACACAUUUAUAUUGAUGCUAUUAUUUUCCUCUUUUUUCAGUUUGUAUUAUAUUUGAAAUAAAAAUGUUGAAAUAAAUUUAAUUAUCCUGUUAUUAAAAUAAACUGUAGCUUUGCUGUG
Messenger RNA from Clarias gariepinus (North African catfish), 4115 nucleotides. RefSeq names its product excision repair cross-complementation group 6-like (gene ercc6l). Lineage: Eukaryota; Metazoa; Chordata; Actinopteri; Siluriformes; Clariidae. The record is from RefSeq and is a predicted model, not a curated record. The transcript has 4 exons. The coding region runs from base 87 to 3935 and encodes 1282 amino acids. Gene Ontology annotation, molecular function: DNA translocase activity; ATP binding; protein binding.